This is a messenger RNA of Thyridium curvatum, 3645 nucleotides long. RefSeq lists its product as uncharacterized. Gene Ontology annotation, cellular component: cytoplasm. NCBI's taxonomy places the organism in Eukaryota, Fungi, Ascomycota, Sordariomycetes, Thyridiales, Thyridiaceae. The transcript has 2 exons. Gene Ontology annotation, molecular function: calcium-dependent cysteine-type endopeptidase activity. The record is from RefSeq and is a predicted model, not a curated record. Gene Ontology annotation, biological process: proteolysis. The coding region runs from base 1 to 3645 and encodes 1214 amino acids.
AUGUCGUCUUCCGACACCGAUUCGGACUCGGAUUCGGGGCCGGACGGCCCCCAAAGCGCAUCCGCCGUUCCGGCCGGUGCGGCCCGGCACAAGAAAAGCAAGUACCGGAGCCCGCAAGAGAACAUCGACAGGUUCUGGAGCAAGUUCAUGACCAAGACGCCCGGCAGGGUGACGGCAAUCAUCCCGUCCAACGAAUUUGGCGAAAAGAGAAAGGCAAAGGGGGCCGCCAAGCCGCGUGCAGCUGCGCACGCGGGCCAGACGGGCUUGAACUCGUAUGAAGAGGCUGCCGCGAUCUGCAAGGCCAAGGUCGCCCAGAUCGUCAAGGAAUGCCGCCGGGUCAACCAAAAGUAUCGCGACCCGCACUUCGAUCUCGAGUUUGACCUGAAGCUCGGCCGGCGCGAUUGCCUCGACAGCCUGGACAACCGCAAGGACAAGAACAAGAAGAAGGAGCCCGACAACCGCGACAAGGGCAACCGGGCCGACGUCAAGAACGGCAAAAACAAGAUUCCCGUGCAUAGCGCGACCUGGCCCGCGGCAGCAGCAGCGGCCUCCUCUUCCUGCGCCCCGGCCGAAAGUAGGGGCGGUCCCAGCCACAUCCACGGCGAGGAUGACGAGACGUUCUACCCGCGCGCCGUGAAGCGCGUCACCGACAUCUUUGAGAACCCGCAGUUCUACGUCGACGGGCCGACGGCCAACGACGUCCGCCAGGGCCGUGACGGCGACUGCUGGCUCAUGGCGGCGCUGUGCACGAUGAGCAACAAGCCCGGGCUGAUCGAGCGGGUCUGCGUGGCGCAGGACCAGGCCGUCGGCGUCUACGGCUUCGUCUUCCACCGCGACGGGCAGUUCUUCAGCGAGAUCAUCGACGACAAGCUCUACCUCACCAAGCCCGACUACGACGAGGGCUUCCUCGAGCGCAUCCUCUGGGACGACCGCGAGCGCGUCAACUCGGAGGAGAACUACCGCAAGACGUACCAGACCAACAGCGGCGCGCUCUACUUUGCCCAGUGCGAGAACCCCAACGAGACCUGGCUGCCGCUGCUAGAGAAGGCCUACGCCAAGGCCCACGGGGACUACUCGGCCAUCGAGGGCGGGUUUACGGGCGAAGGGCUCGAGGACCUGACGGGCGGCGUCACUUCCGAGAUCUACACCACCGACAUCCUGGACAAGGAAGACUUCUGGAACAAGGAGCUCAUGCAGGUGAACAAGACCUUCCUCUUCGGCUGCUCCACCGGCGUCUGGGGCCGCGGCUGGGGCGAGCGCAAGGGCAUCGUCGAGCUGCACGCGUACAGCGUCAUGCGGGCCGUCGAGAUCGACGGCAAGCGCCUGGUGCUCCUCAAGAACCCCUGGGGCAAGGGCGAAUGGACCGGCCCCUGGUCCGACGGUUCCAAGGAGUGGACGCCCGAGUGGCUCAGGAAGCUGGACCACCGCUUCGGCGACGACGGGUCCUUCUGGAUCGAGUACUCGGACCUCCUGCAAAAGUACCAGGCCUUUGACCGCACGCGCCUCUUCGACACCAAGGAGUGGGGCGCGGCCGUCGCGUGGGCGAGCUUCCCCGUCCCCUGGGCGACGACCACCGCCGCGCUCGGCUACAGCCGGACCAAGUUCCGGGUCGAGCUGAGGCGCUCCGGCCCCGUCGUCAUCGUGCUCAGCCAGCUCGACGAGCGGUACUUUGUCGGCCUCGAGGGCCAGUACCGCUUCGAGCUGAGCUUCCGCGUUCACAGGUUCCCCAUCAGCGGCGGCGCCGCAGAGGUGGCCGGCAGCGGAGCGGCGGACGACGACGACGAUGACGACGACGACGAUGACUACAUCGUCCGGAGCCGGACGGCCUACCGCAUGAACCGGUCCGUCAACGUGGAGCUCGACCUCGACGCGGGCGAGUACACGGUGCUGGUCAAGAUCGAGGCGCAGCGCAACGACGAGGUCAUGCCGCCGGAGGAGGUCGUCCGCGCCAACGCCAAGACCCGCCGGGAGAAGCUGCUCCGCGUCGGCCUGGCGUACGACUUGGCUCACGCCAAGGCCCGGCUCACGCCGGAGGAGGAAGCGGAGGAGGAAGCGAUGCGCAAGGCGUACGUCCAGAGGAAGAAGGACAAGGAACGGCAGAAGAUACGGGAGGAGGUCAUGCAGGGCAGGAGGCGGGAGCACUACCUCGACACGCGGGAUCUGAUUAAGAAGAGGAAGAGGGCGGAGAAGUCAAAGGCCAAGAAGGAGGCCAAGAAGGAGAAGAAGAGGUUGGAGGCUGAGAAGCGGAAGGCUGAGGAGGAAAAGUGCGAAUCGCCAGCGGAGGAGGCAUCAAAGACUGAUGUAGAAGACCACCAGAACGCGACUCGGGGUGAAGAAGUAUCCGAGAAGAAAGAGCCGGCAGCGGAUCAGCAGACACAGGCAUCGGAUGACAAGCCUGAGGCUAAGCCGACCACCGAAACUGAAACGUCUGCAGAACAGUCCAAGGAUAAAUCAGAGCCGUUGCCAGACCCAUCUGCAAAGGUUGAACCUCGGUCAGCGGCCGAGUCGACAACAGACGAGAGCACCGGGUCGGCCAUCCUAACACCCGCAACACCGCAAGUCGAACCCAAAGAUGAGGUGCCAGACGUGACCGAAGAGUUGAACAAUGACACGCAAACCGAGCCGCCAACGACGCCUCCAGCUCACGGUCACAGUGAACAUCCAGCAGCAACUCCAGAGACAGUAGCCGCCUCCCCAACAGCAGCAACACCCCCCAAGGCUCCAAGCCCACAGGACAGGCCAAGCCGCGCCGACAAAGGGGUCCAAGUCCCCGACCGACCCCCUCCUCCCCGCGCCCGCUCCCCAGAUCAUCACUCUCACCACCGCCGCCACGACCGCUCGCCCCCGCGCCGGCCGCCGCUCAUGAACAGCCCAUUCCCACCAAGACACAUGAUGCGGCCCUCUAUGCAUAGCCUCUCCCCCAUGGGCGGCGGCGGGAGGUGGAGUCCUCCUCCCCCACCUCCACCACUGUCCCCGCCGGCCGCCGACAACGACAGCAGCGACACGGACUCGGACCUGGAGAGCAUCUCCUCCGUGUCCGACUUAUCGGACCGCGAGCUCGACAUUGUCGUCGACAACCGCAAGCGCAUGCAGGCGGCACAGAUGGCGGGCCCCGGCGGCGUUGCGCCCGCUCAGCCCGCGGCUCCCGCGCCGCCCGGGGCAGCGGGCAGCGCCUCGGACGGGGAGGACGACGGCAAGGACCCCUGGAACGCGGUCGCGGUCAUCGGGCUGCGGGUGUACUACAGGGUGUCGGCCGAGGAGAAGGAGGGCGCGCGGAUCAAGGUGGUGCGGCCGAACAAGUACCCCGUCAGCGGCGGCGAAGGAGGGGAGGCCAAGGGGAAGGGGGCCGAUAAGGCCGAUGGGGAGGACGUCUUGGAUGUGGACGACAGUGCCAAGGAUGCUACGCUCGAGGGUGUAGCGCUCGAGAAGGGAGGGGAGCACACUGCGCUGGAGAGGGAGGCGCAUAAGGAGAUGGAGAAGGAGGAGCAGGCAGAGGAGAAAAACGAGAAGCAGGCCGAGGAGGGUAUGGAGGAGAAACAACCACAGGUAGAGCAGAAGGACGGGAAGCUGGAGGGAGGCGAGAAGAAGGAUGAGAAGUCGGAGACCGAGAAAGAUGCCGGAGAAGUCAAGACUGAUGACGGGUGA